GAUAGCUGUCCCAAAUUUAUGACAACAUGGUGUGCCUGUGUUGUAUUCGGUUUGACUAGAUUUGUUUACGUCCUUUCGUAAUAGUUCAGAAUGGAUACUGGCAAUUCCGUAAAGCAAGAACAAGCCACAUCUUCCAGCCAUUAUGUAUCUGGUAAAGAAGAAAGUAAACAUGCUAGUAAAUCUGCAGAGAAAUCUGGUCACCAGCUGGUAGCUGAUGUGACCCAUAGUAAAAAUAUACCAGCACAAUCAAUGAAUUUGUUAAAAACUCCUAGGAUGCCCUCAACUCUUGAUGACUUUGAAGUGCUCACAACAAUAGGAAUAGGUUCCUAUGGAACUUGCAAGAAGAUUAGGAGGAAAAAAGAUGGAAAGGUACUUGUGUGGAAAGAGAUGGACUAUGGUUCCAUGACCGAAUCAGAAAAACAGAUGCUUGUAUCAGAGGUUAACUUGUUACGUGAACUUCGACAUGAACACAUUGUCCGCUAUUAUGACCGCAUCAUUGACCGCAAUAACACCACCAUCUACAUCAUCAUGGAGUUCUGUGAGGGUGGGGAUCUUGCCACACUCAUUGCUAAAUCCAGAAAGGAAGGUUUGCAUGUUGACGAAAACUUUGCAUGGAAAAUACUUGUACAAAUGACUCUGGCGCUACAAGAAUGCCAUAGACGAAAAAAUGGCAAAGCUGUUCUUCAUCGAGAUCUCAAGCCUGCAAAUGUGUUCCUGGAUGCAGACAAGAAUGUAAAACUUGGAGACUUUGGACUAGCCCGGGUACUGCAUCAUGAAACAAGUUUCGCCAAGACCUAUGUUGGAACUCCAUAUUACAUGUCUCCCGAACUAGUCAACAAUAUGUCCUACAAUGAGAAGUCUGACAUCUGGGCAAUGGGGUGCAUGCUGUAUGAGUUGUGUGCUCUCUACCCUCCAUUCACUGCCACAAGUCAGACAGAACUUAAUCGCAAAAUCCGCAUUGGUGACUUUGCUCGUCUUCCAUCUCGGUACUCAGACCAGCUAGAUCAAGUGAUAAGGAAGAUGAUUCGAGUUGAGGUUGUUCGGAGGCCAGGCAUUGAGGAUAUUCUGAAUGACAGUCUUGUGGUUGGUAUGAGAGAAAGAUUAUCCCAUCGCAGUUCACGCAGUGAGAGUGAUUCUUCAGCACCGCCACCACCUGAUAGAAUCUUACGCCUUGAAGAGGAACUGCGUGCUAAGCUUAGACAGCUGGAUCUUCGUGAGAAAGAGCUUGACAGUAGAGAAAGAAGUCUUGCAUUAAAGGAGAAACUUGCAGAUGAUAAACUGAAAAGAGCUAUGGAGCUCCUGUCCCAGUGUAAAGGUCAAGGGGGCUCUGUGAUAGAUGAGAAUCUCUACUGCAGUCCCAGGGUGGCCGAAGGAUCCCCCACCCACAUCCCAGAAUUAGCCGAUCUAGAGUCUCCUCACUCUUGUCUUUCCAAAGGAAAGAAGGAGGCAGAUACCCCAAAGAAACGUGUAUCGUUUGACAUGUAUGGCAAGGAAAAUCUUCGUCAUCGUCAACGUGUCCCGGACUACGUGACAGAAGUGAAAGAUUAUGAUGACAUAUACACAAAAGAAUUGGCGAAACGCCAAGAACUGAAAGACCGAUUGAUCAAAGCAAAAGUUAGGGCCUUUGACUAUGGAGGAGUUGACAUAGACACAAAAUAUAAGGCCCGGAAUUUGUUAUACUUCCGUUGAUAUCUUUUAUGUGAAAUUUAUCGGGUUGAAAGUCUGAAUCAUGUGUCUUAUAUUGCAGCCUUAGGCUUUUUAUACAUAAAGAGAGAGAGCUAUGGAAGAAGUCAUCUCAGGAACUUUUAUAAUUUGAAAAACUAAUGCUUAAACAGUUCUUUGCAAGCAGAAUCUGUAUUAGAAUUUGCUUGUUGAGUAAUAAUGGCUGCCACAUUGUUAUGAGAGUUUUCACUCUCUUGUUUUAGUUCAAUGUUGCAUUUUGUUUCUGAAAUGUAAUGAUAGUAUCAUGCUGGUCGAUCACCUUUUGUCAAUAUAAAGGUCCCGCACUGAGUACAAAUACAUGUUUAGUUUUAUCAAGAAUCUGAAAAUGAUUGCUUUUAGGUAUGGCUAUUAAUAUUGUGAACAGCGGAACAAGGGUAUAAUUUGAAAUGGGAGAGAAUGUUAUUUGUGAUUCACAAUACAAAGUGCUGUGUCAUUUUGAAGGUCAUGGUACAAGAACACCCUGAGAGUCCAUGUUGGAUUUACUCAUGUUUCCAGUGGAGAUUUUUGGUUUGUUCCAGAAGUCAGGAAAGGAACUGACUCAAUACAUCCAUUAAACAAGUCCUACUUUCAUUUGUUAGACUUACAAAGUGCUUCAUGUUCAGUGUAUAACUGUCCUGUUCAUGAGAUUGAGGAACAGAACACAAAUUCUUUAAAAUCAGAUCUUUGUGCUCACUACCACUACCCUAAAAUCAGAGGACAACCAACUACAGCUCAUUUCAGGACCUUUGACCUCCUAAUGUAAUUACUGCAAGAGGAUGCCAACUAGCCAAUCAGAAAGCAGCUUCCUAGAGUUUUGUGGCACUGGUUUCAAAAUGGCAAUUCCAUUUCAGACUGAGAUUGAAAUUACUUUGAGGGUGUAUUGCACUUCACUGGAUAUAUUUUUGUCAGAUUUCAGUUAGCAUGACAUGGUUGAUCAAACUCACUGCCAGCAUGGAGUUAAGCUAGAUUAAUGAGUUAAUCUAAGGCCUACUAUAGGAUCAUGGGCACUAUCACAAAUACUGAGGUCUCAUCAUCAGCACGUUUCUGUGCAUACACAGUAGCCCCUUGAGAAAAAUAAUUGUAGUUUGUAACCUUUUCUUCAAAUCACAACUAACCUAAAGGAUAAUAACGGGGAGUUGGCAAGUGGUGCCCAGUCUUGAGGAUUGUGAAGAGGUGUUUGAUCAAAAAGGGGUCUUGAUUGGAAAGGGGAUCAAAGGACUGAGGAAUAACAUGGGAGUAACCUUCUCAAACCAAAACACAACUAACCCAAGAGAUCAGAGGCACACAAGAUCUGUGAAGCAGGAGCCACCAUGGACAGACUGAACCAAUUAGCACUCUUAAAUUGCAUUGUUAUCGAGACAAUGAUUUCAUUUGGAAUCCCCAAUGUUAACCUUUAAGAGGGUGCAUGGUUACAAAAUAUAUUCACACUUUGACUUGUGCAAUCUUGUAAAUCAAGCUCUGAUUGGUCAGAUGAACAUCAUUCUUGCGUGAACUCCAUGGGAUAUUCUUUGAUCUUUGUGUACCAGUAGUGAGCACUAAUAUCUGAUUUUAAUGAGACUGGAACAAUACAUUUUUUAAGCUAAAAAUGCAAAUAUUUUCACAGAUUUAAAAAAGAUAUCAUGAUGGUACAGAUCAAAACUUUUUAAAAAAAAAUUUAAAUAUUGAUCUUUUCUUUUUUUGAAAAAAGUAAAUUCUGAGUCAAAGAUUUUGAGAUGUAAAAUUGAAUUUUGAGUGCUAUUCUACUUGCAUUGUGUUCAGUAGUAAUGUAGUGUUAUGAUUUGCUUGUAAUUGCUGAAAGCCCUUGCUACAAGUUGUGUUGAGUGUGUUUACAAAGAAGUAUUUAGAUGAAAUCGUUCAUCAGUCAGUAUUUCAUUUAGGGACCGUUCAUAAUUUAUGGCUAGGGGGGUGUUUAUGGAGUAGCUUGUACAAUGUGAAUGACCCCCCUAAAAUGUAUGUGCAAAAUAAG
Messenger RNA from Haliotis rubra (blacklip abalone), 3667 nucleotides. Its product is annotated as serine/threonine-protein kinase Nek2-like. Lineage: Eukaryota; Metazoa; Mollusca; Gastropoda; Lepetellida; Haliotidae. Gene Ontology annotation, biological process: protein phosphorylation. Gene Ontology annotation, molecular function: protein kinase activity; ATP binding. The transcript has 9 exons. The record is from RefSeq and is a predicted model, not a curated record. The coding region runs from base 91 to 1689 and encodes 532 amino acids.